AUGUCUGGCCAGAACGACUCUGCUGCUUGGCCCAAGGCCGAGGACCCCGCGCUGAUCCAGGAGCUGCUCGACUGCGUGCAGCAGGCGAGCCACUACCGCCAGUUGAAGAAGGGCGCCAACGAGGCGACCAAGUCCAUCAACCGCGGAACCAGCGAGCUCGUCAUCCUCGCUGCCGACACCCAGCCUCUGAGCAUCGUCCUCCACAUCCCGCUCAUUAGCGAGGAGAAGAACGUCCCUUACGUGUACGUUCCCAGCAAGGUCGCUCUCGGCCGUGCCUGCGGUGUCUCGCGUGCGGUGAUCGCCGUCUCGCUCACGUCGAACGAGGCCUCGGACCUGAACUCCAAGAUCCGUGCCCUGCGUGACAAGGUUGAGCGUCUGGCCAUGUAA
Dichotomopilus funicola is the source of this 387-nucleotide messenger RNA. Its product is annotated as 50S ribosomal protein L30e-like protein. Bases 1 to 387 code for a protein of 128 amino acids. Gene Ontology annotation, biological process: maturation of SSU-rRNA; mRNA splicing, via spliceosome; ribosome biogenesis. Gene Ontology annotation, cellular component: precatalytic spliceosome; small-subunit processome; U4/U6 x U5 tri-snRNP complex. NCBI's taxonomy places the organism in Eukaryota, Fungi, Ascomycota, Sordariomycetes, Sordariales, Chaetomiaceae. Gene Ontology annotation, molecular function: RNA binding. The record is from RefSeq and is a predicted model, not a curated record. The transcript has 4 exons.